AUGAGGAGGAGUCAACAGCAGCAACAGCAACAGCAGCAACAACAAUAUAAACAACAAAAGUCAUUGUUGAAUGUACAGGAUGUAGAUGAUGACUUUGAUGACGACGAUGAUGAUAACAUUAAUAACUCUAAUAGUAAUCGGAGAAUAGAUGAUAAGUACCGCGAUCAAAGGGUGGAGAAAGAUAAGAAUCUGCCCCGAUCAAGGAAAUAUUGGAACGCUCUGAAGCGUUGGUCAUACUUCUUCAAACAUCUACUGUUGCAUACGUUCAACAACAACCGACGCAACAAGCUCAGCUACCUCCUGGGAUUCUCUGCAUGCUUCCUGGUGGUAUUCGUCGUCUCACUCUGCGUGUCCAUCAUCUCAAACACGCCGAUCGUCUUUCUCAAUCUGUCCGAGGUGUCGUCGGGCGAGAUGGACAUCAAGGUCAUGCCUGGUCAAUGGUCCAUGUCGACAAACCUCAACUACACGCUGAUCUCACAGCUGCUCAACGAACCCUCUCAGAGCUACCACGCUCCGCGCCAAGAGGCUACUGCAUUCAUCCUCUCCGCCGCAUCAUGUCCCAAUGGCAACGUCAACGAACAGAAUUGGAAGUACCAUGGAAAUAACUGCGAGCCCUCCUGCUUUGAUACAGUGUGCAGGGGAGCAACGACCGACAAGGCAUCGUUGUUUGCCAUCGACACGUCACAAGAAAAGAGGAUGGGCCUUGGACGUGAGUGGAAGCUGCCCGCCCCAAGUCCUGGUAGCAUAUACCUUCAAGAGGAUCUGGCUAAUGCGCUCAACAUCAAACAGAACGACUAUGUCUAUGUAGCCGUCAGUGCACUUGAUCUUCUCGAAGCCAUCUGGGCCAAUGCCAACACCUCCUCAGAGUACCCAUACAUCUAUCUCACCUGCAAGGUCGAGGCAAUCUUCUCGUCACCAGGUGGCAAGUUUGGAUCGUCCAUCAACAAUGCCAUCAUCAUGGACUAUGCCACUCUGAUACCAUACACUGUCACACAAAUUGAUCCAGAGAUAUCACCAUUCAGUAGACAAUUGAUUAACAACUCAAACUUGUAUGAGUAUGCAGAGUAUGUGAUCAUCAAUCUACCACCAUCACGUUUGGAACCAUAUAUCAACUCGAAUCAGGAUACAAUCUUGAAGAACUUGGUUCAGUUCUCAUCAAAGGUGUUGUACAAGAUCGGCUUCAAUGAUCUGGAUGCAGAGUUGCCAGUGAUGAGCGAGCUGUCAAACAAUCGCUACGUGUCACUCUUCCUCGGUCUGAUCCUCAAUGUAAUCAUAUUCAUAUUGCUGUUCCUCUCGAUCUUGCUCAUCUACUCACUGCUGAUGAUCGACGUCGAGACAAGGACAUUUGAAAUGGGUGUCAUGCGAAUGAUUGGAACGACACGCAGUGGUAUCAUCCAGCUGAUGUUGUGCAAGGCAUUCAGUUACAGUUUGCCAUCAUGGGUGCUCGGUCUCGUGUUGGCCCAGGUGUUUGGCUUUGUCGUGUCGGCCUGGUUCUCCUCGCUGACUGGCGUGCCCAUCCCACCCAAGCUCACACCAACCGCCAUCCUCCUGGCCACUGGUCUGGGCAUCUUGAUCCCCGUGGCAGCGGCCAUCUUCCCAAUCAAGAGUGCUUUGGGUCGCAACCUGCACGACUCACUCGAUGUCAAGCACUCCAAGUCCAGCGCCGUUCAGAUCUCCAUAGAGCGCUCUGAAGACAGCAGCUUCUCAUCGUCUGUGGCCAUCGUUGGAUUCAUCUUGGCGGCCUUUGGUUUUGGAAUCUACUAUAUAUUCCCCCUGUCAUUGCUCUCCUUCAACCUGGCACUUCUGCUCAACAUGUUCUUCCUGCUGCUCAUUGCCAUGCUGCUUGGACUGAUCCUGUUGGCACUCAAUGUCGAGCAUCUGCUCGAGCGACUCAUCGUGUUCGCCCUCCUCUUCUGGGAGAAGCGUGCGAUACCCCAGAUCGUGCUCAAGAACCUCGUUGCACACAAGCUGCGAAACAGGAAGACGGCCAUCAUGUACGCUAUAUCACUGGCAUUCAUCAUCUUUGUCAACGUCUCCUACUCGACACAGCAGGCAUCGAUGAACUACAAGAUCCAGCAGAGUUACGGAUCAUACUUGCGAGUGGACAUGGGACGUGUGCGCAUAUCCACCAGCAUGAUGAUGGACAUCGAUCAAGAGCUCACAUCCAAUCCCCUCAUUCAUUCAUUUGGCUACAUCUCCAUGCCCAUGUCAUCAAUCUCGCCAACAUGGCAGGCAACACAGAUAUCCAACAUUGGACGUAUCUAUUCCGACAACAACAACCUAUACUCAGCAUCGCCCGCCAUCUUUGCCACUGCCAUCCAGGGCUUCCUCAAGGUGUCGUCGCUGGCCAGCGACCCCGACUAUCGCAUGGACACUGGCAUUUACAAUGGUGUCUCGGAGCAGAUCUACUCGGAGCAGAGCUCCAACAAGAUAAUCAUUGGUUCGCUAUAUCAGAGCAACAUUGGCGCGUCGCUAUCGUCCAAGAUACUGCUCAAGAUCAACAUCCAGGAUUGGAACAACCAUCUCAACUCGACUGGUUACCUCGUCGAGCCGAUGGCCUUCCUGGACACGGCGCCCGCCUUCCGAUUCUCCAAAUUCCCCUCGGUCACCGGCCAGGAUGCAAUCAUCUCAAUACCAAGCUACAUUGAGUAUGCUGGAGAUCUCUACGACUCUGUCCGUGAGCUGCCCAUCAAGUCCAUCAUUCUAAACUACGACACUGCGCACACCAACCUGCUCAAGGAACAGCUCAAGAAUAUGUUUGACGGCAUGGGCAUCAGCGUGGACAUCAGGGACUAUGCUGACAAGGUGGCGCCAUUCGAGACGGCCUCCACCAUCAUUCAAUAUUUCUUCAGCUUCACGACGGUCAUUGCCAUGAUGAUCUCAUUCUUCAGUUUGAUGUCAUCGAUGUUCACCAACAUCCUGGAGCAGAGCAAGGAGAUUGGAGUGCUACGCGCAAUUGGUAUCCCGCGUCCUUGGAUGGUGCGAAUCUACAUCUACGAAUCGUUCGUGUUGGUGUUCUCCUCGUCACUACUAGGCGUGUGCAUUGGAAGUAUUGUUGGAUGGACGAUGAUCUUGCAAAGAGUACUGUUCACGCAACUGCCCAUCCCAUUCGUAUUCCCAUGGGUACUGCUCAUUGUGAUCUUCAUCUGUUCGAUACUAUUCUCCUUUAUCUCAGCAUUUGGUCCAAUUCGCAAGGUACUCAACCAACAAGUUGUCAGCAUCAUGAGGAUCGUAACAUAA
This is a messenger RNA of Acytostelium subglobosum LB1, 3240 nucleotides long. RefSeq lists its product as hypothetical. The record is from RefSeq and is a predicted model, not a curated record. Lineage: Eukaryota; Evosea; Eumycetozoa; Acytosteliales; Acytosteliaceae. Bases 1 to 3240 code for a protein of 1079 amino acids. The transcript has 2 exons. Gene Ontology annotation, cellular component: membrane.